Etheostoma cragini (Arkansas darter) is the source of this 1229-nucleotide messenger RNA. It is a transcript of the gene bglapl, whose product is annotated as bone gamma-carboxyglutamate (gla) protein, like. NCBI's taxonomy places the organism in Eukaryota, Metazoa, Chordata, Actinopteri, Perciformes, Percidae. Gene Ontology annotation, cellular component: extracellular region. Bases 105 to 698 code for a protein of 197 amino acids. Gene Ontology annotation, biological process: osteoblast differentiation; response to vitamin K; bone development. The transcript has 4 exons. Gene Ontology annotation, molecular function: structural constituent of bone; calcium ion binding; hydroxyapatite binding. The record is from RefSeq and is a predicted model, not a curated record.
UAUAUUGACCUUGAAAUUGGGGAAAGAAACAGAGCAAGCCAUCGCAGGAAAGCAAAGAAGAGCAAGCACUCCAGAAAGCAGCCUGAAACUAAGUGCAAGGCAUCAUGAAGACUCUGACUCUCCUCUUCAUCUGCACUCUUCUGUCAGUGUGCUGGUCCAUGGGAGCUGUUGAGCCAGAGGUUGUCGUAGACGUUGCUGCAGACACAGCUGCUGAAGCUGCACCUGCUGACCCAGCUGCUGCCCCUGAUUCAUCUGCUUCAGACUCUUCGUCCUCCUCUGAGUCUGAUUCGUCCUCGGCCUCCGACUCCAACUCUUCCUCAGACUCUUCAGCGUCUGAUUCUGACUCUAACUCUUCCUCCUCAUCCUCCGAGUCUACUGAAUCUUCUUCCUCUGAGUCAUCUUCCUCUGAGUCCUCAGCAUCCGACUCUUCUGCCUCUGAUUCUUCCUCUUCUUCUUCAUCAUCCUCCUCAUCGUCAUCAGAGUCCGCCAGUGCUGAGGCAGCUCAGGUGGUCAUGAAGAGGGACCUGGCUGCUGUUCUCCUGAGGAGAAGAAGAGCUGUUGCAGCAGGAGACCUCAGCCCUCUGCAGAUGGAAAGCCUGAGAGAAGUGUGUGAGCUGAACAACGCCUGUGAUGAGAUGGCUGAAACGGAAGGCAUCGUCAAAGCAUACGUUGCCUACUACGGACCUGUCCCCUUCUAAGAUGAAAACUCCGCUUUCCUUCACAUGAGAGCUGUUUUCUUUGUCAUUUAUCAACAAUUCACCUAAUUCAGACAAGGUUCAGACAAAAAAAAAAUGUUUGGCACAUGUUAGAUGGAGAUUGCCAGAUGCCAGAUGGAGAUUUCUUUAAGGCACAAAAUCAUUGCACAAGUGACCAGCUUUAAUGGUCCUGUCCAUUUGAAAUGUAUGAAAUGAUUUCAGAGAGACACAAGCAUGUGGAGUAUGUAGUAGCCUACACAUGAUUAAAUUAUUCUUCACAUCUGUGGUACAAUGCAACGAAUGGUGCUACAAGUGCAUGUAUUGUAUGUUAAUAUGUUGAUGUUUUUAUGUUGUGCUUUAGUCUUAGUUUAACUAGAUAACUAGAUAGUAGUAGUUUUAGUAACUAGUGGAUAUAGUGAUGAGGUACUGCAGUGGUAUUGUAGUGUGUGUGUAACAUGCACAUCUGUUGUCUGUUAGGACUGUAACCACAAAUCGCCUCUAGGUUUUAAAAAUAAUAAAUUAUUUUGUUUUGUC